AUGGGACGAGGCAAGGAGAUAUCCCUUCGGGAUCGGUCUACUCGAGCUACACCACCACGUGCAGACACUAGUAAGUCUUGUCGGUAUCAUCGUAAUCGUGGACAUUCUACCGAUGAGUGCGCAGCCCUUAGGGACAAAAUUGAAGAUUUGAUUAAGCAAGGCAAAUUGCAAAAUUUUGUGGACCGGACUGGAUCAUCCCAAACCCGCUCAUAUCAACCUCGGUAUCAAGAUCGGCGCAGGCAGGACCGUUCCGAUAGAGUUCCUCGUGAAAGAAGCAGGUCACGAAAAAGAAGUAGAUCACGGGAAAGAAAAGAUACCUCGGCACCAUCGCAUAGGAGGGUGAUUAAUACUAUAGCAGGAGGAUUUGCUGGUGGAGGCUCAACGUCCUCAGCUCAAAAGAGGCAUCUUAGAGCAAUUCGAUCGGUUAAUGUUGUACACAGACAGCCUUCGCGGAGAUUACCAUCAAUAACUUUUACUGAUGUCGAUUUCAAGGGUAUUGAUCCGGAGCAAGAUGAUCCGAUGGUUAUCAGCGUGGAGAUCCACAAUUGCAUUGUUAAGAAAACAUUGGUCAAUCAGGGAGCCAAAAAACCGCUUCACAAUGAUGAAAACUGGGAAUACGCAAUCACGCGCCGCCAGGGGAGUUAA
This is a messenger RNA of Cajanus cajan (pigeon pea), 645 nucleotides long. NCBI's taxonomy places the organism in Eukaryota, Viridiplantae, Streptophyta, Magnoliopsida, Fabales, Fabaceae. The record is from RefSeq and is a predicted model, not a curated record.